Messenger RNA from Micromonas pusilla CCMP1545, 1167 nucleotides. RefSeq lists its product as uncharacterized. The transcript is spliced from 2 exons. The record is from RefSeq and is a predicted model, not a curated record. NCBI's taxonomy places the organism in Eukaryota, Viridiplantae, Chlorophyta, Mamiellophyceae, Mamiellales, Mamiellaceae. Bases 1 to 1167 code for a protein of 388 amino acids.
AUGCAGGGGCGGGGAUUGCAGGGGCGGGGAUUGGGAUCGCGCGCGUCGUCGUCGCAGUACACGGAGUCGCAGUACACGGAGUCGGACGACGACGACGACGACGACGACGACGACGCGCGGCAGCAGCAGCAGCAGAUGCGGGAUGAGCACGACGCGGAACAAACGGAGCCACCACAGCAGCAGGCGACGCAUCCACAACAACACCACCAUCCUCCUCCCUCGGCGGCGGGCGCGGAGGCGCGCGACCUCGAACUCCAACGCAGAGAGAUCGAGCUCGAGAAGCAGCGCCUCGCGAUGGCGUCGAAGCUCAUCCUCGAAGCGCAACGGAUGGAAGACGGCAGGAGACAGCAGACGGGGGGGCAGCCGUCCGCCGCCGCCAUACCCGCCGCCGCCGCGACCGCGAACGCGAUGACGACCGCGAGCGCCCACCCGCGCGCGUACGAAGGCCAUCCGCUGCUCGCGCCGCUCGCGACGCUGAGCGGCGCGAGCGGCAGCGAACGCCUCGUCGCCGCGAUGGAGCACGUCGAUCGCGUCGUCAACGCAUUCUCCGAGGACAUCGGCCGCGCCGUCGCCAACAUCCGCGCCGAGAGCUUCGAGGCGCACCGCGAGAAGCAAGAGGCGGACCUCGAGCUUCGAUGGACGGAGCUGCGACGAGAGCGGGAGCAGGAGAAGGCGGAGCGGACGCGCGCGGAGAGAGAGCUUCGCGAGGCGAGCGCGCGCGCCACCGCGGAGACGCAGGCGGCGGCGUUGGUGCAGAUGCAGGCGGCGCAGGCGGCGCAGGCGGCGAGUUACGGCUUCGGCGGCGGCUUCGGGGAGGCGCUGGGCCCCGGGACCGGGCCCGCGGAGCCGCGCGAGGCCGCGACGUACGGCGGCCUCCCCGGCGGCGCGCGAGGGGAGGGGGCGGUUCGCAUCCCCCCGGACGGCGGCGGUUCGUAUCCGUAUCCGUAUCCGGAACCGGACCCGUACGCGUACGCGCACGCGUCGUCGUCUUCCGCGCGAGGGGCUGUCGGCGUCGGCGAGAAGCCGCCCCCCGGCGCGUCCGUCGUCCUCGCGCUCGGCGGGUUGCGCCGCGCGGACGCGCCCACGCGCGCCGCGGAGGCGUAUGAGGUGCGUUCUAUAUACUGGUUCCCAUACGGCCGCGUUCGCGUGGUGAACGCCGAUCCUUAA